Molecule: messenger RNA, 3068 nt
Organism: Cydia fagiglandana
Lineage: Eukaryota; Metazoa; Arthropoda; Insecta; Lepidoptera; Tortricidae
Gene: Pex7
Product: peroxisomal targeting signal 2 receptor
Exons: 8
Coding region: 155-1084 (309 amino acids)
Biological process (GO): protein import into peroxisome matrix
Cellular component (GO): peroxisomal matrix; cytosol
Molecular function (GO): protein binding
Source: RefSeq, a predicted model, not a curated record
CUACGACUUUAUCGGAUUAUUCUAAUUGCUGCUGUUUUAGGGUUUGUUUAUGCUGAUAAACAAUGAAAUUAGCUUAUAAGUAUCUAAUUAGACUCAUCCCACUAUGCACUGAUAAGUUGUCAACGUGUAAUACGUAACUACCUAUACGAUCAGUAUGCCGACGUUCCUGACGCCGGGCCGGCACGGGUACGCCGUCCGGUUCUCCCGGACGCGACCGGACGCGCUGGCGGUGGCGACUAGUCAAUAUUACGGGCUGGCUGGCGGAGGCACCCUUUUCUUUUUGGAACUUGCUCCUGACGGGGCUACGAUAGUUGAAGUACAGAAAUUAGAAUGGAACGACGGACUAUUUGAUGUGACAUGGUCGGGCACGACGGAGGGCGCGGCGGCGUGCGGGGCGGGGGACGGGGCCGUGCUCGUGUUCCGCGCGGGGUGCGCCGCGCCGCUGCGGGUGCUGCGGGCUCACACCAGCGAGGUGUGCUCGGUGGACUGGCCUAGAGCGCAUCUGCUCAGUGCUAGCUGGGAUACUACCGUUAAACUGUGGGACCCCGAAUCCGAGACGUGCAUAAGCACGUUCUCCGGCCACUCUGCGCUGGUGUACACGGCCACCUUUUCGCCGCACUCGCCAGCCACUUUCGCCUCGGUGUCCGGAGAUGGCCACCUCAAGUUAUGGUCGUGUACGGACCCUUCUCCGAAAGCUGUUGUCAAAGCCCACGACGCCGAGGUGUUGUCGUGCGAUUGGAGCAGGAUAGAGACACACGCCAUCGCUACCGCGGGUUCCGAUGGACUGGUCAGAGGCUGGGAUCUCAGGAGGCUCACGUCACCCAUGUUUACUUUAAAAGGAUGCGAGUGUGCAGUGAGAAGAGUGCAGUUCUCCCCGCAUGCGCCGUCCGUCAUAGCGGGGGUGUCGUACGAUUUCACCACAAGGAUAUGGGACCUGAAGAGAGGCUGUGACCCCUUGGAAACGAUCCGGCACCACUCGGAGUUUACUUACGGAUUGGACUGGAGCUCGCUGCGGCCGCACCAAAUAGCCGAUUGUGGGUGGGACUCGCUUGUGCACGUGUUUACACCAAGGUGUUUAAAAUGAAAUGGACUAGUCAAUAAAAGGAAACAUCUUGCUUGGAGGUGGACAAAUUUAUGGCAAGACAACGGCUAAAAGCUGAAUGCUGAUGGUAAAUGGACACCGUAGCAUACGAAUGCCUGUAACUAUAGAGGAAUCACAUACUUAUUAUACGUGAGGAUUCACGAAGUUGACAGCUUAACCCGUUGGCCGCCCACCAUUUUCACCUAUAGUGUUGCCCCCAACGCCUCAUAUAAAUUUAGUGAUCCCAACGGUGAGUCACAGCAUCGGAUUAUUACUGAGGCCAAUAAAGAGAUAAUGAGCUUUUGAUACCUCCGACAUUAUUUUAUUUUUUUAUGUAUGGGCUUAGGUACUCAUGGCCACAGACUAGCGGAGGGGUAGACGUGGCCUACGAUGGAGCGAGCUCGCGCAGAAGGUGCCUGUUCACUCUUGAUUUGAAGGUUGCCGGGUUACAAGAACACGGAAAUAUAGACGCCGGCAAGGAAUUCCAUUCCCUGGCAGUACGCAUAAGGAAAGAAGAAGCAAAGCGCUUCGUGCGAAUUGGUGGAAUAUCUACCAAGUAAGGAUGGAGACCAGCCGUGCGUCUAAAAGUCCGAUGGUAGAAUGGGGACGGCGGAAUGAGCUCGUGUAGCUCUUGGGCACACUCCCCGAAGUAGAAUACCGACAGGCUGGCGACUUUCCGCCGAUGGGCCAAAGACUGAAGCUUAGCCGUUAGCUUCUUGUCGCCAAUCAUCCUCCUGGCUCUGCGCUCCACUGAGUCCAAAGCGGAAAGUUGGUAUUUAGCUGAGCCAUCCCACAGGUGGCUGCAAUACUCCAUACACAUAGAGAAAUAUAGUAAGAAUAGAGUGCAUCCGUUUUGGUACCAGAACGAAUAUGUAUUAUUUUCGCAGUCGACAUCAAGCAUCGAGUAACGGAAUUAAGUAGUAUGAUAACUGAUACUAUUUUUAGGGUUCCGCACCCAAAACGUGCCAAAGGGCUGUUAUGAACAGUAAUCAUAAAAUUUUCACAUUCCAUGUACAUGCCGCCUGAAUUAUAAAUAAUAGAUUCUUGCGGAAGGUUUAGGUGUGUAAUUUGGUAUCGUCUUGGGUCGUCCCAUUCGUUUUUCGUCAAGUUCUUAAAUUAGUCCUAUUCUGCUUUCGUCACUCAUUCUACAUUGAAAGCCACCGACGAUUGUGACGAAUGUAGAAUGGGUGACGAAAACAGAAUAGGACUAAUUUAAUAACUUGACGAAAAAAGAAUGGGACGACCCAAGACGAUACCCGUAAUUUGUUAAGGUUUCGUGUAACCCGUGUGAAGCCGUGCCGGGUCGCUAGUUAUAUAUAAAUGUACGGUCAUUGUUACAACGCAAUAUAUUUAUUUCUAGAUAAGUCUUGUAAUCUUUGAAUAAUGUAAAAAAACAUUGUGGUUGCACUUUUAUAUCUGUCGUGUCAUGUAUCAUUCUCGCAUUUAAAUUGUUAUAAAUAACAUAAUAAAGCGCAACCAUCAUAUACUAAGUAUUAGUUUUGUUUUGAACAUUUGAUUGAAUUACUUAUUGCAAGAACAAAAGAUUUUAGUUAGACCAAGACAAGUCUGCAACGAUUUUGACGGCACACGCAGUGCAAGUGUUAUUUUAAACGUCAAACUUUAAAAUUAUUACGUGUAAAUAACACUUGCACUGCGUGUGAUAUCAAAAUCGUUGCAGAGUUGUCUUGAUCUGACUUUAGAUAUUUAGACUAAAUAAUAAUGUUUUUGUUAUUUUAGUUAUAAGAUGCAAUUUUUAUUACUUUGUACAUAUAUUUAGAGAUGUUGUAUUCUAUGAUGUAAAAUAUUUUUCUUCAGCAAUGUAAAUACAUUAUAAUAACUUCAAAAGUCAUAUUGUAAUUGGCAAGUAUAGUCGCACCAAUAAAAGUCUGCAGCGGAUUUGAUAGCCCACUCAGUGUAAGUGUUAUUUAUACGUCAUAAUUUCAUAGAAGUUUGAUGUUUAAAAUGACACUUGCACUGCGUGGGCUAU